Penicillium oxalicum is the source of this 1377-nucleotide messenger RNA. RefSeq names its product RuvB family ATP-dependent DNA helicase pontin (gene rvb1). Lineage: Eukaryota; Fungi; Ascomycota; Eurotiomycetes; Eurotiales; Aspergillaceae. Gene Ontology annotation, biological process: box C/D snoRNP assembly; chromatin remodeling; regulation of transcription by RNA polymerase II. The record is from RefSeq and is a predicted model, not a curated record. Gene Ontology annotation, molecular function: ATP binding; DNA helicase activity; ATP hydrolysis activity. Gene Ontology annotation, cellular component: Ino80 complex; R2TP complex; Swr1 complex. The transcript has 3 exons. The coding region runs from base 1 to 1377 and encodes 458 amino acids.
AUGGUCCAGAUUAGUGAAGUGAAAGGCAACUCGCGCGAAAACAGAACAGCUGCGCACACACAUAUCAAGGGUCUGGGCCUUCGGUCAGAUGGGACAUCAGAGGUUACCGGCGAUGGCUUCGUUGGACAGGCUGCUGCUCGUGAGGCAUGCGGUGUUGUUGUCGACCUGAUCAAGGCAAAGAAGAUGGCCGGACGUGCUGUUCUGCUUGCUGGUGGCCCCGGCACCGGAAAGACUGCUCUCGCUCUGGCAGUAUCCCAAGAGUUGGGAACCAAGGUGCCCUUCUGCCCUAUUGUCGGCAGUGAAAUCUAUUCGGCAGAGGUCAAGAAGACGGAAGCGCUGAUGGAGAACUUCCGGCGAGCAAUUGGUCUGCGUGUUCGGGAGACAAAGGAGGUGUACGAAGGCGAGGUCACAGAAUUGACACCAGAGGAGACCGAGAAUCCUCUUGGUGGCUACGGACGUACGAUCAGCCAUCUGAUUAUUGGACUGAAAUCUGCCAAGGGCACCAAGAAGCUUCGUCUCGAUCCCAGCAUCUACGAAGCCAUUCAGAAAGAGCGUGUUACUGUCGGAGAUGUCAUUUACAUUGAGGCCAAUACUGGUGCCUGCAAGCGCGUUGGGCGUUCUGAUGCGUACGCAACUGAGUUCGACUUGGAAGCCGAGGAAUACGUGCCCGUGCCCAAGGGUGAAGUGCACAAGAAGAAGGAGAUUGUUCAGGAUGUAACGCUGCACGACCUUGACGUGGCCAACGCUCGGCCGCAGGGUGGACAGGAUGUGAUGAGCAUGAUGGGUCAACUGAUGAAGCCUAAAAAGACCGAAAUCACAGAGAAGUUGCGCCAAGAGAUCAACAAGGUCGUCAACCGAUACAUUGAUCAAGGCGUCGCUGAGCUUGUGCCUGGUGUGCUUUUCAUCGAUGAGGUGCACAUGCUGGACAUCGAGUGCUUCACGUAUCUGAACCGCGCUCUCGAGUCCAGUAUCUCCCCAAUUGUCAUUCUUGCUUCGAACCGCGGACACACCGUCAUUCGUGGCACCGACGGCAUUUCCGCUGCUCACGGUAUUCCUCCUGAUCUUCUGGCUCGACUCCUCAUCAUUCCGACCACACCCUACUCUGCCGAUGAGAUCAAGACGAUCAUUCGGCUUCGCGCAAAGACAGAAGGCCUCAACGUUACAGAGCCAGCUCUGGACAAGUUUGCCGAGCAUGGUAGCAAAGUCAGUCUGCGAUAUGCUUUGCAGCUUCUGACGCCGGCAAGCAUCCUUGCUCGUGUUAACGGUCGACCCAGCGGCAUUGAAGUGGCCGAUGUCGCUGAGUGCGAGGAUCUUUUCCUUGAUGCCAAACGAAGCGCCAUGAUUGUCAACCAGGACAGCAGCAAGUUCUUGCAAUAA